UCAAAUUCCCCACAUGAGUGAGGAGCACGUUAGGCCUAUGGUCGGUUGAUAGAUACAGGGCGGCUGCUUUACAAUUCCCUUCUCCAACGAAGUUUCUCUCUGGCCCAGAAAAUUUGACAAGACAAACCACAAUAGACAUUUGUUGAUUCCAGGAAAUCAAAUUGCACAUUACCAGUCAAGUUGAAUUGUUGCCCUCGCUGCAAAUUCCAAGUCAAGUCACGCAUUCAUCGUCCCUUCCUUUCUUUACCCAAUUGCUUAUAUUAACUUUCUCAUGUGGUCUAGUUCAAUGGCUUUUUAUUUUCUCUCCUUUCCCACAAGGAGCUUCUCAGUUGCAGGGAAAUUAAAGCCUGGAAUCCUCUAAAACAGCUGGCUUUGUCUUGCUGAGUGAUAAAAUAAUGGCCUAUUCAUCUGACAUUACGGCCUUUAAAAUUGACAACCCAACACAUUUCUCUCAAGCAAUCCUAAGCAGCGACAAGAAGAAGAAGAGUGAGGAGAUUUCUCAAGGAGCUGCUAGAUAUGCGUUUAUGACCCGAUCCAAAGUAGACAUUUUGGAUGAUGGGUACAAGUGGCGAAAGUAUGGGAAGAAGGUCGUAAAUAGCAACCCUAAUCCCAGGAAUUAUUACAAAUGCUCCAAUAGCGAUUGUAAAGUUAAGAAAAGAGUAGAAAGAGAUGCGCAUGAUAAGGGAAUAGUGAUCACCACGUACGAGGGAAAACACAAUCACGAGAGUUCAGUCAUUUAUUACAUUGGAAAUCCACCACCAACUGUGAUGUUCUUUGUGGGUUUUAUGUCAACUGUCCCAUGGCAUUACUUCUGGAGGUCACAUGAGGGGCAGACAGCAGCCAGUUUAGCAAAUACUUGGCUGAAGAAGAAGUCCAUAAAAUCACUUCCUUUCAUUGUGUGCAGCAAGCUCAGACCAGACAUUCAAGGCAUGGAGUGCCCAAUCUGUUUGACAGAUUUCAUGCAUAGGGAAAGAGUGAGGGUGUUGCCCAGUUGCGAGCACAGUUUCCAUAUGGAUUGUGUGGACAAAUGGCUUCUUUCUCACUCCUGUCCCACUUGCAGACAUUGCCUUCUCCACAGAGCAUCUCUUGUCUUGGGCAUACCAAGGGGCAGUACAGAAUACUUUCAUCUUGGGGAACUAAGGGACAUGGAAGCUGGUAUUAAAUAAUAGUCUGAUUGAACUAUUAUUUUUUCUGGAUUUGACUGAGUAGCUAUUUUUAUAUCUAAUUUUUUAAUCAAAAUUUAUGAUCCAUUAUCAUGAGAAGUCAAUAAGGAGCUGCUCGAGGAACAUCUGGACCCUAAUGGACAAAUUUUAUUUAUGUAUGAAUAGUGUUGUUUAUGUAAAAUAGUAAUAUC
This is a messenger RNA of Cryptomeria japonica (Japanese cedar), 1354 nucleotides long. RefSeq lists its product as uncharacterized. Gene Ontology annotation, biological process: regulation of DNA-templated transcription. The record is from RefSeq and is a predicted model, not a curated record. Gene Ontology annotation, molecular function: DNA-binding transcription factor activity; sequence-specific DNA binding. The transcript is spliced from 4 exons. Bases 396 to 1166 code for a protein of 256 amino acids. Lineage: Eukaryota; Viridiplantae; Streptophyta; Pinopsida; Cupressales; Cupressaceae.